UACUAGAUUAUUCAUUAUUAUUAUUAUUAUUAUUUUUUUUUUUUGCUCAUCACCUCUUGUCCCAGGGGGGACUGACUUGGGCUAAGAGAUUAUGCUUUGAUUGUGGGAUACAACUCUGGGCAAGAGGCAUUGGGUGCCCACCCAUGCAGGGGCAGAACCCCAAACUCGCCCCUGAUCCAAUUUAACAAAGCACCUGGAGAAACUCUAUUUUUUUUUUUUUUUUUUUUUAAAAGCCAAAGUACUGGGGGGGAUUUAAAAGCCAAGGUGGGGGGACAGUUUGUGGAGACUGCAAACUUAUUUUCCAAAAUAGUUUGCACGGGGACAGGGAUGGGGGAUUACACAACCCCCUCUGCCUCCUCCAACGGCGGCAGCCUGUGCAUCAGUACUGCCCUGGGCAGCAGCAUUGGUGGGACUGGUACCGGUACUACUAAUACCCCUCCCAGCGCUGCUGCCCCCAAUGCACCGAACAAUAGCAGCAGCACCAGCAUUCCUAAACACAGCACUGUGGUGGAACGGCUCCGGCAGAGAAUAGAAGGCUGCAGGAAGCACCAUGUCAGCUGUGAGACCAGGCACCAGCAAGCCCAGGCUGAACAGCUGGACAUGGAGAGAAGGGAGACGGUGAAUCUCUACCAGAGGACUAUGGAGCAAAGAGCUAAGAAGUCAGGCACUAACCAAGGGGGCGCGUCUGCAGGAUCUACUGCAGGUUCAGCUGCUGGUGGAGCUGGUGGCAACAACAAGCAUCAUCAUCAUCAUCCCCAGCAGCAGCACCACAACCACCACCACCACCACCACCAGGGCAAGCUGCAGGAUGUAGAUCCACCAACCAGCGGCACAGCUGAGCAGAGGAACCACACUCUGAUCAUGCUACAAGAAGCUGUACAGAGGAAACUUGAAGGUGCCCGCUCACCACUUAACGGAGAGCAGCAAAAUGGUGUCUGUGAUGGAAGGUUCUCUCCUUCUGCUAAACGCAGGAGGAAGGAUGUACCGGCUGUUGAACCUCUUGGUAAUCUUUCAAAUAUGCCACUGCCUUCUGUGUCUCCUCUUCAGCAGCUUGAUAUUAAACCACAUUUACCAGUGUCGAAUAAUGCAGUUAAUUCAAGUGGGUUGGAAGACAUAAGUAAAAAUGGUGGACAGCAGGAAAUGAAACUGGCAUUAAAUGGCUGUGGUGAACUUGACAACAGCUAUAAUAUUCUCCAGAAUAAAGAAAUGAAACAAGAGCCAUUAGAUGAUGCAUCUGUUAUGGACUCCUCAGAAACAUCUCUUUCCCACCAAAAUAAACUUUUCUCUGACAUUAAUCUGAAUGAUCAGGAAUGGCAGGAGUUGAUUGAUGAACUUGCCAACACCGUUCCAGAGGAUGACAUAGAGGACUUGUUCAAAGAGGACUUUGAGGAGAAAAAAGAACUUGAUUUCUCAAGGCCCACGGCACAAACACCUCUUCCUCAAGAAAGUGCCAGCGUAAAGAGUGAUCCUUCUCACUCUCCAUUUCCCCAUGUAUCUAUAGGCUCUCCUCAAAUUAGACCCUCUUCAUCUGGUCCUUCCUUUUCAAAUGUGUCUUCUGUGUCUAGCAUACCCUCUGUUUCCAGUGCACCAUCAACGUUAAUGCUCGCUGGAUCACCAGCAAGUUGUGUUGUUCAAUCUCCACAAACUCCUACCCAACCCCAUACUCCUGGUCAAACCUCAACAAGACCUGGAAAUGGCUAUGUCAUGAAUCCAUCUUCUAAUUCAGGGAGUGGAACUGUAAAUCUCCCGAGUGCAGACUUGUCUCCAGCAGAGCAGCUUAAGCAGAUGGCAGCACAGCAACAACAGAGAGCAAAACUUAUACAGCAGAAGCAGCAACAUCAGCAGCAGCAGCAGCAGCAGCAACAGCAUACGACCCACCCAUCGAACUGGUCACCUGUGGGGCCUCCAACUAGCCCCUAUGGAGCAGCUUUUGGUCCUGAAAAACCAAAUAGCCCAAUGAUGUAUCCCCAAACAUUCAACAACCAAAACCCCAUAGUACCUCCAAUGGCAAGCAACCCACCGAAAACCCCCAUGAACAACUACCUCCCACAAAGCCACAUGAACAUGAUAAGCCAACAAACAAACAAUAUGGGUACAAAUGCCAUCAGCAAACCUCCCAAUAUGCUUAGUUAUGGUAACACUAAGCCACUUACACAUUAUAAUGUAGAAAUGAGUCAGAGGAUGACCCCUCCAAUUACUAACCAAAACAAGAGUACUAUGAUGCCAUACAUGCAGCAGCCACAACAGCAGCAACAGCCACCAAUGCCACCUCAGAUGAGCCAUUUGAGUGAGGAGCAGAAACGACUGCUCAUCAUGAAACAGAAGGGACUCCUGAACCAGCCAAUGGCAUAUGGCUCUCUUCCGCCCCAUCCUCAGGAGCAGAAUGCAGUUGGUAUGUCAAGGCCGGCUGGCACCUUGCAGCAGUCUGUGCCAGUCACCGGAGGAAACCCUGGAGGUGCAGGCUUUAUGCCCAGCCAGCCUCAAGCUGCUAUGAUGAAUCAGAUGUUAAUCGAGCAGAGGGCCCAGCUACAUGCCAUGGAGCAGCAAAAGCAGUUUCUCAGGGAGCAGAGACAACAGCAGCAACAACAGAUACUAGCUGAGCAGCAGCUGCAGCAGCCACAUUUGACCAGACAUCUGCAGCAACAAAGAAACCCAUACAGCGUGCAGCAAGUCAGCCAGUUUCAAGGAUCACCACAGGAUAUAGCAGCAGCCAGAAACCAAGCAGCACUUCAGAACAUGCGGACAUCUCGAAUGAUGGCUCAAAAUGCAGGCAUGAUCUCUAUGGGUCCUUCCCAAAACCCAGGCACGAUGCCUACUGCUCCCCUGCAACCAGAAAUGGGAAUGGCUCCUUACAGUAACACAUCGGUCAGCCAGCCUGGAAUGUACAGUAUGAACACAGGUGUAAACCAAAUGAUGCAGCAGCACCCAAACCAAAACAGCAUUAACAUGGCCCAUGGCACUGUACAGGGUUCACGGCAGCCUUCAUCCAGUCAGGGCUUGGCAAUGGUUGGGGGGUUUAGUCAGAACAUGCUGGUAAACUCUGUUAUGUCUCAACAGCAUCAGCAAAUGAAGGGACCUGUAGGUCAAGCCCUAACUAGGCCCCAGGCACCAAGACUUCAAAACAUGAUGACUUCUUUACCCCAGGGAUCGCAAAACUGGACUCAGCGUGGCUUGCAAGGAAUGUCUGUCAGAACUAGCAGAGAUAUGGGGGGUUUCAACAAUGGAGCGGUUUAUCCAAUGCAGACUGGGCAACCUAGGAUGUCCAAGCAGCAUUUUCAACAAGGGCUCAGUCAGAGUGUUGUAGACAGUAGUGGAACAGUACGAAGCCUGAAUCCAGCCAUGAGCAGACAAAUGAUGCAAUCUAUGCCUGGACAACAAGGAACCAAUCAGUCCAGGCAAUUAAUUCCUGCUAUGAACACUGGCAUCUCCAAUAUGACAAGUUUUAAUCAAGCACCCACACAUCAAAUGCCAGGUGGUAACUUUCCUCAAAGCAACCAGGGUCAAGCUUAUGACAGGAAUCCUGGUCAGGACAUGUCAUACGGUUAUACAGAUGCCUCCGCUGCUUCUUUUCCUGGGAUAGCAGAUGGUGCAGACCUUGUGGACUCUAUCAUGAGCAGAGGACCAGGAGAUGAAUGGAUGCAGGAACUUGAUGAAUUAUUUGGUAAUCCUUAGUGAUCAGACUUGGACAAUAUAACAUAAAAAUGAUACUGUGUUCAAUGUUGAAGGAUGGCACUCCCGUCCUUGUUUGUUCUGUAUAGCUGAGCUGAACUGCAGGCGGUUACAGGAAAUCAAGAUGGUCAUCAGUGCAUUUCUGUCAAGUUGACAGCAAUGCAGCAUGCAGUGGGAGAACGGCUACACAUAGAGACGUGUUCCUAUCUGUAGCCAGUAGCAGAUGUUGGUAGAUGUUAACUGUAGGAGUGGUAUGACGGUCUCAGAGCUGCUCCCUGCUGGAUGUCCACUGGGAUGAUACCACUAAGCUCCUCAACGGAGACUCAAACAGGAAAAAAACAGGGCUCUCCAAAAAAAAUGUGCCCAACUACCUGAAAGACUGAAGUAGGCCAAAUGUAAGUUAGCAGGCAUUCUACCAUUUUUGCAUAAAAUAAUUUUGCAAACAGCUGCCUACACAUUUGUCUAAUAGAAUUGGUCAAUAAGUGUUAUGCUUAAUAUCUGGGAUAGGGAGAUGGCUAGAACCAGUGCAACAUUGUCUGCAACCAACACAUUACAUAAAGUGGGUUUCAGGUUAUGUCUGCACAGAAGUUGUCAUGAUAUCUUGUAAAAGUGUCAAGUGUGAAGAGCAGCUAACAGACCACGAUAAAUUGAUCUUCAGAAAUCAUGGCCAGUUGUCUGCCCUCAGCCUGGAUUCCCGUACCAAUGGAGUAAGACAACAGUACAUGUAGACAACAUAACAAACGAUAUAACGCAGCACAGAUUGAUAACUUUAAGUACCAAGAGCCAAAAAAAAAAAAAUCAAGAAAUACAUGACACUUUACCUUCUUUGGUGUUAUAUAGUUACAGGUAUGCGUUAAACCUGCUCUUCUAGUUCACAGAUAAGUAUUGCUUAAACACAGCUGGUUUCUGUGCGGUUCCCUAGUGAUUACGAUAACUUUGCAGAUAGCCACUGAAAUCUAAUUCAGCACCCUAACACUUUGUUUUAUAUUUUAUUUUAUGGUAAAUUCUCAAGAUUGUAGAUUUAAAUGGAGUAUCUAUUAAAAUACAAAAUAAAAUUGAGAGAUUUUAAAAAAACAAAACACAAAAACGGGUAAUUUACGUAGAAUGUAAUUGUCCAUUGCUGUCAAUCACUGUAUUCAAACAAUGUUACAAUAUGAUGUCACAGUGUUUCUUUCCUCUGUUUCUACCAGGGCAACUAAAAUCCAGUGCCAAAAUGCAGUAAUAGUAACAAAUUACAUCAUUCAAGUCUGUGUUUGUACAUUUGUAUCACCAAAAAUGAGCAAAAUUGUGAAUGCAAAUGUUAUUUUGUUUUCUUUGUAUUGUAUAAUUAGACCUUUGCAAUGCAUUGCCAUAAUGGCUUUCAAAUAUAUAUUUGAAAACACACACACAAAUAUAAAAAAAAGCAAACAGGCAGGUUUAAAGAAAGCUUAAUAUAUUUAUUUGUCAGUUAACAAUAUACUGUGCACUAGACUAUUUACACUCUGCAUUGUUUUAUUUACUUGUGGCUUAUCCACAAAACACAAGAGGGCCGGAGGCAACAAUCCCUUUGAAGUUCUGGUUACCAUUGGUAUAGCAUGAUGUUUUGCUACAGACAGAAUUUACUGAUUGGAAGUCUACUUAUGUAACAGGGUUCAGUAUAACCCAUUGGUGGCCAUAAGGGACUUUCGAGACAUUCAUACAUACAUGACAUACUGAGACUUUCUAAGCAUAGUUACCUUUUUGUUCCCCUCACAGACAAAAACACUUAAUGGGACUGUUAGAGUGCAAUACUAAAGGACAAUAGACCCCUUGCCGCUCUGAACUUUGAUAGACCACACAUUCACUAAUUCUACACUGGUUGUAAAAUGAUAAUGGCAGGUGUAGUUCAUCAGUGGCUUAGUACCUACAGAACACCUACAGGCUACUGAUUUUCAAGUAUUUUUGAGCGAUAAUGAAAAAUUGGAUCCAAAUAACUUUUUGUUGCUGUUUAUCAGCAGUUGGAGAUUACAGGUUACCUUGACCAGUGGCCCAGUUACUGGACUCAAGCAUUAUGUGCAUUUUUAUGUUCACAAGUCAAUACAAGGUAUAGAUGUUUUGCUGCCUACAGCCAUGUCACUUCCUUUCUCGAUAAAUCCCAGAAGAACUGGAAGCAAUGAAUGGAUGUCUCAAAUGGAAAGCCUUGAAAAUAAUUUACUACAAAGCAGAGCAAAACUCAGAGAGCACAGCCAGGUUUGAAAUGGUUAUUUAAAUGUUGCUGUAAGUCUGUUUUUCCUUGACUAUGCCACUUGACAAUGCUAUACGAUCUGUCAUUAUUUGGGAAGUACAGCCACAAAGAGAAGAUUAGCCUCCUUGUAUUCUAUGUAUAGCUUGCUCCAAAUACUCCACUUUGGGACCAAUAUUUAGACAAAUGACAAUUGUUUCCUAUUUGUUAGUUUUCUUUGCUUUUUUUUUUUUAUGAUUUUUUUUUUUUUUUACUAUGGUGCUGAUGUAAAUGUUUGAAAUUGGUUAUUUGUAAAUAUCUUUUUACAAAAAUGCAGAUAUCACUG
Molecule: messenger RNA, 6194 nt
Organism: Pelobates fuscus (common spadefoot toad)
Lineage: Eukaryota; Metazoa; Chordata; Amphibia; Anura; Pelobatidae
Gene: MAML3
Product: mastermind like transcriptional coactivator 3
Exons: 5
Coding region: 328-3672 (1114 amino acids)
Biological process (GO): positive regulation of transcription of Notch receptor target; Notch signaling pathway
Cellular component (GO): nuclear speck; nucleoplasm
Molecular function (GO): transcription coactivator activity
Source: RefSeq, a predicted model, not a curated record